GAGCGACUCAUUGAAAUUUUGAACAGAGUUGACUUCAGUUAGGAGUGGAAAUUUAUUAGCAUGGAUAGUGAAGUUAAUUACGAUGGUGAACCAGGAUUUUGUCCUGAUUGUGGUUCUAUAUUACCGUUGCUAGAAGAUAGAGGAAUAGUAAACUGUUACACCUGUAAAAGACAAUGCAAUGCUGAAGUGUUCAAGAAUCUUGAAUCAUUUUAUGUGAUUCAUUUUAAUUCAUAUGAUAAAAAAUCUAAGAUGAAUGUUGAAGAAGAAAAUGAUGGUCCUACAGUAGAAAGAAAAUGUCCUCGUUGCAAUAAUGAUAAAAUGUCAUAUGCAACACUUCAGUUACGAUCUGCAGAUGAAGGCCAAACAGUUUUUUAUACAUGUACCAAUUGCAAAUUUAAAGAGACAGAAAACUCAUGAAGAAUAUUAUUUUUUUACGAUCUUGUUGUGAUUGUUGAGAAGAUAUGAUGAUCUAAAAAUCCAUCUAUUGUUGCUUUGUGAAUAGAGUGUAAUUAUUUACUGCCAAAACAUAUUUUGUUAAAGACAGUAUUUUGUUAUUUCUUAUAUAUUUUUUUCAUUUUAAGUAUAAAAGUUAUCAAUCCACUAGAUUGUAAUUUGAGUUAUUGAAACUGACAAUAAAAUAAUAU
Molecule: messenger RNA, 644 nt
Organism: Nezara viridula (southern green stink bug)
Lineage: Eukaryota; Metazoa; Arthropoda; Insecta; Hemiptera; Pentatomidae
Source: the annotation of a GenBank genome assembly